GACUACAGCUCCCAGGCCUUCUCAAAGUCCCCACCGCACAGGCUCAGAGCCCCAUGCCGGGAGGAGGUGGUUACAUUGUGUCUAUUGUAUCCCUGGGCUUGUGUGUUUGUACAUUUCUCAGGACGUGAAAUUGAGAGUGAAAAGCAUGGCAGAUGAACAAGAAAUCAUGUGCAAAUUGGAAAGCAUUAAAGAGAUCAGGAAUAAGACCCUGCAGAUGGAGAAGAUCAAGACCCGUUUGAAGGCUGAGUUUGAGGCCCUUGAAUCAGAGGAGAGGCACCUGAAGGAAUAUAAGCAGGAGAUGGACCUCCUGCUACAGGAGAAGAUGGCUCAUGUGGAGGAACUCCGACUGAUCCAUGCUGACAUCAAUGUGAUGGAGAACACCAUCAAACAGUCUGAGAAUGACCUAAACAAGCUGCUAGAGUCUACCCGGCGGCUACAUGAUGAAUAUAAGCCACUGAAGGAACAUGUGGAUGCCCUGCGCAUGACUCUGGGCUUGCAGAGGCUCCCUGACCUAUGUGAAGAGGAGGAGAAGCUCUCCUUGGAUUACUUUGAAAAGCAGAAAGCAGAAUGGCAGACGGAGCCUCAGGAGCCCCCUAUCCCUGAAUCUCUGGCCGCCGCCGCCGCUGCUGCCCAACAACUCCAAGUGGCUAGGAAGCAGGACACUCGGCAGACAGCCACCUUCAGGCAACAGCCCCCGCCUAUGAAGGCCUGCUUGUCAUGUCAUCAGCAAAUUCACCGGAAUGCACCUAUAUGCCCUCUGUGCAAAGCCAAGAGUCGGUCCAGGAACCCCAAAAAGCCAAAACGGAAGCAGGAUGAAUGAGGAGAAGGAGUACACAUAGAGCUCUGCUGCUCAAAACCCCUCCCCUUGGCCAGAGUGCUUGAUAUCCUGAUGUGAAAUAACCCUCCCCCACCUCUAUGAAGUCUCCUAUUUAAUGUAAUGGAAGCACAACCCCUCUCCCAUUUUUCUCUCAUUUCUUUCUGUUCUUGGGGUUUCUGGUUUAGAAAGAGAUGUGGUUCAGGUGCUAGUGACAGUCGUGUCUGAAGAUCCCUUCUCUCUCAUCUGUAUUUCAACCCUGGCCCUUGUUAAGGGAAGAGCAGAAGUCCCAGAUGUGAUUCUCUGACUCUUGUGCCUGAGGCCUGGGGACUAAGGGCUGAGGGCUGAGGAUAUGAAACAAACAUAUCUUGUUUCAGGUGAAUGCUUCAGUGUGCCCUCUCCUUAUACUUUUGCCUUAGCCUCUGAAGUCUAGCAACAGUCUUCUUGCCGGACUUUACAAUAGGCUAGGUGCAUAUAUCUCCCUUACUCACACCCUCAUCUCAUCCUCAAGGCCCAGAGGUAAAGGUAGCUUUGACAAGCUCUCCUUUUCAUAUUCAUUUGGGAAGCCUGACAAUUAUUAUUGAGUUCUGCACCCCCUAUCCCUCACCUCCCAGAUAUACUAAAGUUCUCAGGUACCAGGCUGUGUAUCUGGGGAUCCUAAAAUCUGUGGGAUUUUCACCCAUAACCCUAGUUUUUGAAAAUCAGUAGUAUAUGUUCCCCACAGUGAAAUCAGGGAGCCUGACCCACUCUACAAGUUCUAUCUAACUCAUUGCCUAAGUUAUUGAGGGCUCUGCUACAGGGGCUGCCUUAGGCUGGAGAGGCCCCAGGCUGACAUUUGUGUUCUCUUUAGUUCAAAACCAUUACUAUGGCACUUCCUCAAAAGGUAUAUCUUAGUGGUCAGAAGAGUGGGUUGAGAUUCAAAGGAAUGCCAAUCACUUUCCACAUGCAGGUAGGUGGGACUUCUUCUACAGUCAUCCCUCCCUCUCUUGGGUCUGCCCUCUUCUCUAAGGCAGCCUCAGGUCAGCUUUUGGCCGUCCCCUUUCCUGUGGAUUGUGCAAGUGGUUUUCCCUCUCAAAAGAAAAGUCACCAGAUUCCCAAAGCCCUAUAGCUCUUCCCUACACCAAAGCCAGAUCUCUAGUCAAGUCACUCUCAAACUUGAGGGAUGGGAAUGAGGACUGGCUGACUGAAAAAAGUUUUAGCUCCAGGUAUCAGUCCCUGGCUGGCAAGAGGGGAUAUUUUUCCUUCCUUUCUUAACUGUAGUUUUAAGUUGCCACUGUGUCUGUGUGUUCAUAAUAUAUAAAAGGUCCCUCUGCUUUUUAAAAGUAAGAUGUUACAUCUAUACAAAUCCUUUUAAAUAAACAUUUGUUCAUUGGAGUAAA
Molecule: messenger RNA, 2193 nt
Organism: Sus scrofa (pig)
Lineage: Eukaryota; Metazoa; Chordata; Mammalia; Artiodactyla; Suidae
Gene: ZC4H2
Product: zinc finger C4H2-type containing
Biological process (GO): positive regulation of neuron differentiation
Cellular component (GO): nucleus
Source: RefSeq, marked validated